AUGGCUACGAAAGACAACGAGAAUAGACCCUGUGAGGCGCGCCAGGGUGUCUACAACCAAGAGGCUCGGCUGAACACGGCCUUUGUCGUUCCUUUUGAUCCAGCUGAAGACCAAGAUGACGGUACUACAAUUAGGCGACCUGCAAUGUCAUCACGCGGGCUAAAAGAACCGUUUCCGCUCUGGCGUCCAGCGGACGAGUGGGAAAAUCCCAUCUGGGGCUGGAUGCUCAUCAACUACGCCAACCAGGGCCUCCAGCUGUUUCUGCAGGACGGCACCUUCUAUCGCGAGGUUCGGCUCCCCGGCCGCAAUGGAACUCAGAGCUUGCAGACCUGGGAGCCGUUUGGACCGCCUAUCAAGGAUCCUGACCUCACCAAGAAGCCAACUCGCCAGCUCGUCCAACUCCAGCUCCUAGUGGCCCGAUUUCAGGACGAAGCCUUUCUCCGUGACUUCUGGGCCAUGGCGGUCCGCGCUGCCAAUAAAAUGGAACCCGCACCGAACGCCUUCUCCGACUUCUCCAACGCUCUGAUUGGACGACCUCUGGCUCUUGCGCAUGCGGGCUGGUCCUUGGAACUUGCCAGGCUGCCCCUCAGCAAACAGGCUGUGGGUGACAGUCAGACGAGCGAGCCCCUUAGUAAAUAUGUGUUCGACAUUAAAGUCGGGAAUGCUUCAAGUGGUUUUGACGGGCUAGUGGGAGUCUUUGACUGCGAAGCUGCUCCGGGACAACAGGACCUCGGCUUGGUCUUAGACAAGGUUUAUAGCGACUUUGAUCACGACCCCUCGAGUCCGACUACAUCGCAGCCCGCGCUGCCAUCGAUGGCGAGCGAUGGAAACCGUUUGGAUGAUUCUCCAAAGCGGAUUCUGCCGAGCAAGAAGAUCCCUCUGCGCGCUUUCUACAUCUCACCGGAGAAUGAUGACGGCAACCGCCGCCGCAACCCAGAGCUCGUCGUUCGCGGCGUACUUAUGGAUCCCUUCUCUCCUAUACACACGUACUCGGACAGUCUCCCGGUGCAAGAGCUGGUGCUUCCGGCGUGGACUUGGCAGCGCACUCUAGCAAAUAUAAAAGCCUUCUUGCACCUGGGACCGUUGGUUGUCACCCAGGAUGUCCCGCCCGCGAUAGCACCAGGACAGGAACUACGAUCUGAAACUCCAGUUGUCCUGCCGGAUAUCGAUUCAAAGAGCGAACUCGAAGCUGUGAGGUUGCCCGUCUUAGGGAAUAGUGAUUGGGCCUGGUUGCAGCCAUGUUACCCCGAUAGCAAGGGUGCGGCCGGCGUAGAGGGGGAGGAUAGCAAGCGCGGCAAAACUAAUGGCGAAUGA
Messenger RNA from Fusarium subglutinans, 1314 nucleotides. RefSeq lists its product as uncharacterized. The record is from RefSeq and is a predicted model, not a curated record. The transcript has a single exon. Lineage: Eukaryota; Fungi; Ascomycota; Sordariomycetes; Hypocreales; Nectriaceae. The coding region runs from base 1 to 1314 and encodes 437 amino acids.